Myodes glareolus (Bank vole) is the source of this 10705-nucleotide messenger RNA. RefSeq lists its product as uncharacterized. Gene Ontology annotation, biological process: regulation of transcription by RNA polymerase II. Gene Ontology annotation, molecular function: DNA-binding transcription activator activity, RNA polymerase II-specific; RNA polymerase II cis-regulatory region sequence-specific DNA binding. NCBI's taxonomy places the organism in Eukaryota, Metazoa, Chordata, Mammalia, Rodentia, Cricetidae. Gene Ontology annotation, cellular component: nucleus. The record is from RefSeq and is a predicted model, not a curated record.
CACCCACUUACCCCCCACCUACCUACCCACAGACCCUCCAUCCACUCACCCAACCACCAACACUGAGUGCUAUGGCUCCAGCCUUAAGACCUAGGAAUAACCACGUUAUCAACUCCCUGGUCAUUCUGCCUUUGUCACUACUUUGAAGCCGACUUAAUUCCAUUUCUCUAGAGAAGCCUGCUGGAUACAGUGCCCUUUUAAGGAGUCAGUGACCUUUGAGGAUGUGGCUGUGAACUUCUCCCUGGAGGAGUGGGCUAUGCUGAAUCCAUCCCAGAAGAACCUCUACAAAGAUGUGAUGCAGGAAACCUUGAGGAACUUGGCCUCUAUAGGAAGCAGUUUGGGGCAUCAUGUCAUUGAAAAUAUAUAUCGAAAUUCCUGGAGAAAACUAAGUGGCCAAGUGGUGGAGGGACUCUAUGACUAUAAAGACGAUCAUCAGUGCGCAGAAAUCUUUGACUUCACUACCCAGAGCAUUCUACACCAGAACCCCUUCCCAGGAGUGCAUAUAUGUGAAAACAGCGGGUGUGCAAGAGUAGUCAUUGGCCAUUUAUCUCUAAGCGUGCUCCUUAAGCCUGACACAGAGCGUGAAUCCUAUGAAGAGCAGGACUACGGAAAGGGUUUGUACAACACUGUGGAGUUUGGAGCCUCCUCCAGUUCUCUCCCACCCUUUGAGAACCAUGAGAGUACUUACACCCUGGAGAGACUGUAUAAAAGUGAGAACUGUGAUGAAGACUAUAGAUACGGUCAAAAUGUUGAAAAGACUUUAGCUGAAGAAAAGCCCUUCCAGUGUAAGCAGUGUGGGAAAGGUUUCAGUUCUUCAAGGUACUUUCGGAGGCAUGAGCGACGCCAUCGUGCGAAGAAAUCCUAUAUAUGUAAGCAGUGUGGGAAAGCUUUUGCUUUUCCCACCUACCUACAAACCCAUGAAAGAAUUCACACUGGGGAGAAGCCCUAUGUGUGCCUGCAGUGUGGGAAAACCUUUGCCCACUCUCGCUCCCUUAAAACACAUAAAAGAACUCACUCUGUUAGGGACCUCUUUGUGUGCAAUUACUGUGGGAAAACCUUACGUCAUUAUAGUUCUCUUCAGAUUCAUACCAGAAUUCACACUGGAGAGAAACCUUAUGUAUGUAAGCCAUGUGGCAAAGCCUUCAUUACUUACCGUUCUUUUCGUAUCCAUGAACGAAUCCACACCGGAGAAACGCCUUACGAAUGUAAGCAGUGUGGAAACACCUUCAUGCGUUGGAUUCAGUUACGAAAACAUGAAAUAAUUCACAGUGGUGUGAAACCCUAUGCUUGCAAGCUAUGUGGAAAAAGCUUUACGUGUUCUGGUUCCCUGAGAACACAUGAAAGAAUUCACACUGGGGAGAGGCCUUAUGUAUGUGACCAGUGUGGGUAUAGCUUUACUCGGCUGAAUUCACUUUUAAGACAUAAAAUAACCCACACUGGUGAGAAACCCUAUGUGUGUAAUCAUUGUGGGAAAACUUUUCCUCGUUCUGCUUCUCUUCAAAGACAUGUAAAAAUUCACACGGAGGAGAAACCCUUUGUAUGCAAGCAGUGUGGGGUUGCCUUCACUACUUCCACUGACCUUCUAGAACAUGAGCAAACUCACGUGGAUGAAAAGCCUUACGUGUGUGAGCAAUGUGGGAAUGCCUUCGUCCUCUGGAGUCAGUUUCAAAAACAUAAAGCACUUCACAGCGUCCCAGUUUCUUAUAUUUGUAAGCAGUGUGGGAAAAGCUUCACUUCCUCCAGGUCACUGAAAACACAUGAAAGAAUUCACACUGGUGAGAAGCCCUACGAGUGUAAGCAGUGUGGGAAAACCUUUCUUUGGUCUUAUUCCCUUCAAAGACAUGAAAAGACUCAUAGUGAUGGGAAACCCCACGUGUGCAAACAGUGUGGGCAAGCUUUCGCAUAUUACAGUCAUCUUCAGGUGCAUGAAAAAAUACACAUUGAUGAUGAACCUUAUAAUUGUAAGUACUGUGGGAAACCCUUCUUCACUUUGAACCAUUUACAUAGACAUGAAUUACUCCACACUACCAUGGAUUCCAAUAUUUUUUAAUAAUGAAUGAGCAAAAAAAAAAAUUGGCUUGGUGGCUUUCCAAAAAAUAAGCAAAAUCACACUGGGGGUAAAAGCUGGGUUUGUGCUAGCAGUGUGGAAAAACCUUUUGCUUUGUUUCAUGGAAACAAACAUGAAGUGCCACAAUGGAGAGAAACUUUUUGUAAAACUCAGUAUGCAAAUGGUUUUUGUGCUUAAAGUUCCCUGAAGUCCAUGAAAGGACAACAGGCCUGUGACUGCGAGUGAUGUGGUGAAGCCUUCUGCAGUCCCAGAUCAUGGAGGAGACAUGAGAGAGCUCUAGAGAAACUUUUUACUUGUAUAUGUGGUGUUGUAAAAAAGCCCUUCACUUCCCUGUUCCCCUUGACUACAUGGAAGGAGUCACGACGGAGAGAAACCCUUCAUAUAUGUAGGCGAUCUUUGAUACUCUUCAAUUACCAUCACAUUCUCUCACAGACAUGAAAGAACCUACGGUAGAGAAACUUUCAAACUAGGAUUUGUGAACUCUUCAUUAUCCCAAUAGCACUCACAAAAAUGUAUGUGGGGAGAAUUCCUGUCAAAGGAAAACGAGUAUGGACACCACUUGGUUCAACUAAGAGAUAAGGAAAGAACCUGAUAUGAAGUGUUGAUUUGCUUGAAAGAGAUGUUCAAGGUUUCGUUUGGCACACAUGGAAACAAAACAUACCAGAUGAAAACCUCUGCUGUUGAAAACAUUGAAAGUCUGGAAUAGUAGUGAAUAUAGGAAAAGUUCUUUGAAAUCUUUUCAUAUUUAAUCUGAUAAAUGUCAGUAUUAUGAAGGACUGGACAUAAUUUUUUUUGUUUUUUGUUUUUCCUUGUAGCAUGCUCCAGGAAAUGCAUACACUGAAAAGAAUGUUGUCAGUACAGUAUUUUGUAUUUAUUGGAAAAUUUCAGGGGCUGAUAGGGAUGGCUUAGCCUUUAAGAGCAUUUGCUGCUUUUCCAAAGGACCUCCAAUUUGGUUUUCAAGCACCUGAUCACAGGACUCACAGCUGCAUGUGACUCCAGUUCCUGGAGAUCCGAUUCUUCCCACAUACAUGUGACAUAGGUUCACAUGUACACAUAAAAUUUAAAUUUUUCUCGAGCCCCUCUUCCCGCCCAAGAAAAGCUUUUGCUAUGUAUUCCAGGUUUCCCUGGAUCUGGUAAUCUUCCAGCUCCUAACUCUUUUACGCUUAAUGAAAGUUGUCUGCUUCCACAUUCGCAGCCAUUGACUCCUGUUCAACAGUUCAUCUCUUGACUCAUUUCUAAAUCUUACUCUCCAAAGCAAGCCUUAGGCAGAGCGUUGUGUAAUGUGGAAUGGCAGCUAAAACCCAUGAACUGGAGACCAGAAAGACCUACAUAUGAAAAAAGUAGAAAGUGCAUUCUCUUAAAUUAUUUUGUGAGGUUUCUUAAAGCAAUCAUGUGUUAGUUUAAUGAGUGAUGUCUUUUUGUAUCAAAUAAGGUGGGCGCUUCCUUCAUUGUACAUUAUGUUGAAUUUAUUGAUGAAUUGAUAUUUGAAAUAUGCCAGUCCAUAAAUACCUUUAAAAAGCAUUUUAGUAUCUAUGUAUGUGUGUAAGCAAGAAAAAGAGAGUAGGUAUGUGCUUGUAGAGGCCAGAAGACGGUGUUAUAUCCUUUGGAGCCAUCUGACAGAUAUUACAGAUAUCUGACAUGGUUGAUGUGUGUGAUAGGAACUAAAUCCUAAUCUUCAUACUAGAUCAGUAAGUACUCUUAACUGCUGAGCCUUCCCUCAAGCUCCUGCGUAAAUCAUGUUUAAUGGGUGGUUAAAAUAUGACUUGGUGAAUAUUGGAAUAGUCCUAUUGGUUUCAUUUGCCUGAUUUUUCUAUACUCUCAUUUUUCAUGACAAAAAAAAAACAACUUGGGAGCAUUGCUUAUGUGUUGAUGGUAUGGUUUAUGUGUUGGUGGUGUUCACAAAGAAAUAUUUUGGGUGUCUUACUCUAUUGCUAUGUUAUUCCCCCAAGACCAGUCUCUUUGAUCCUGGAACUAGACAGGCAACCAAGAAAACCCAGCAUUUCUUGUCUCUUCACUCCCCGUAGUGCUGGGUGGACAGACACAUUCAGUCAUUCCCAGUUUUUGUUGGUAGGGAAUGAAACUUGAGUCCUUACAGCAAGUGGUCUUUACCCAGCCAGCCUCCUCCUCAGGUAUAAACUACUUUCAAAUUGAUUUCAUCUCUUGUGUUUAUGUUUCUGAUGUCUUCUCACAGUCUUUAAGUACGUGUUCUUUCAACUUUGAAGUAUUUUCAAAAUCCUUUUAGAAUAGCAAAUGUAAGGGUGUGUUUAGUUUUGUUUUUCCUAGUCAGAAGGUAUGUGUAAGUAUAUUGUAAUCAUAGGUCACUUUUCCAAGUUGGCUUAUUUUUUUACUUUUGAGAAUUUCAUACAUGUAUACAAUAAAAGAUGAUCAUAUGUAUUCGCUAUUUCUCCUUCUAACUCUCCCUAUAUUUUCCGUAAUUCCCUUCUUGUAGCUUUAUGUCUUUUUAAUUAACCUACUAGGUCUCAUUAGCAUUGCUCAUACAUGCAUGGGUAUGGGGCCAUCCACUGGAGGAUGGGUGACCUACCGGUAGUUACGUCCUCACAAAUGAUUCUUCUCACCCCAGCAGCUAUUCACUGCCGGUAACUUGUCACUAAGGGGCGGGGCCUGGAGAUAACCUAGCCCAUCUAUCCUGGGAUUUUGGACUGCUUAAUUUUAUAGGUUGUGUGCAUGCAGUCACGUGGUGCUAUGAGUUCAUGAUCCUAGUAACCAUGUCAGAAGCCCCGGCACUUCACAGUUUUCCCCGCCCUUUAGUUCUUGCAUUGUUGCUUCUUCUUUGGCUUUCCCUGAGCCUUGGUGGGGAUUAAUAUAGCUGUCUCAUUUAGAGGUAAAUAGUCAGUCUGUUCCUAGUCCUUUGACCAGUUAGGCAUCUCUCCCUUGACAGUUCUCCACAGUACAAAGAAGCUAUUCUGACCAAAAUUGAGAGUAGCCAAGGUGUGUUGAUGCCAAGAGCUGAGUGGAUGGUGGAAACAUGGGGGUUUUUUGGAGUUGAUGAUGCUGUGUAGCCUUGGUUAGCCUGGAACUUUCUCUGUAGGCCAAGCUGUUAUCAAAUUGCACUUAGUUUUGUUUUUUUUAUGUCAUGAACUAUUUGUGUGUGUGUGUGUGUGUAAUUAUGAAAUUUCACUGUGUGAAUUUUGCAUUUUUGUUGUAAUUUCUCUAGUCAUUCACUAAAGGAUAUACUGAUCUUACUGCCUUCUUGCCCCAGACUGUGUUCAAUAAAUUCUACUAACUCACUCCAUACAUGACACGUGAGUGGCUCAUCUGUAAAAGGAUUCUCCCUAGAUGUUUUAAUUAGGGGGUCUUACAAGGAUUGAUUCUGCACUUAGGUAUCCCCCAUCUUGGGUGCGGUGAGGGCAAAUGUAAUUCUGCUCUUGUAAUCACAGCAGCAGUUACCCAGAAGACCGCAAUACUGGAGUUCUGGGUGAUGUAGUUUGCGAGAUGUGCUUGUCAGUGCAUCAGUGAGUAGCAGGCACUUCCACGAUUCAGAAUGUGUUAUGGUUUUUCAGCUUACGGAUGUCCUUAUAGAAUGCCCUUCUGUCAGUCAUUACGGAGCAUUUCUCAUUGGUGGAGACUUGUGACAUGGCCUAUAGUGGCAGAAGAUGUGGCCUUGCUGAGUGAGGUGAACUAGUGUUUGGAUUGUUUUUGCAUUUCUUAGUUUCUAUAUAAACACUAAUGUUUAAUACGAUGGAUGCAGUUAUCCACAAAUGUAGGUGUUCCUAGAGUUUCCUUCUUUAGGGUUACAUUAUGACAAGCCCAUAGUAAAGUGAAAAAUACAAGAACAGCACUUUACAUUCACCCUAGUGAUCAUCGAACCUCAGACUAGUCUACACCAACAUUUUUGGACCAACUUACAUUUUUCUAAAGUUGGGGAAAUUUUCGUUUUCUUUAUAUUUAAUUUUUAAAAAAUGUUUUAAAAUUAGUGCAUAUGUUGGCAUAAUUAUAGGUUUUGUCCUGACAUCGUGGCCCAGGUUUCCAUGUACUUUAACCAUAAUCACUCUCUUGUUCCCUUCCUUCUCUCUAGUGGGCCUGUUCUCUCUUCACAAACUCACUUAUGGUUUCGUCUCUCUCAUUUGUUCAAUCUAGAUUCUGUUCUGUAUACAGGGAGCACCAUUUGGGGGCUGUCAUUUAUGUGGUGAUUUCCAGUUCCAUCCAUUUUCCUGCCAAGUUUUCUGUUGAGUUCUCAGUGACCUGUUAUAGUCUACAUUUUAUGUAUGCCACAUUUGAAAUUUUUUAGUUUCUCUAUUGAUGGGCACUUAGGCUGAUUCUGUAAUUGAGUACUAGGAGGAGGAGUAUAUGAACCUGUAUACAAGUAUGCAUAGUGUAAUCUGACUUUGAUUCCUUUUGCUGUGUCUACUAAACAAUAGUAAGCAGGAUCAUAAGAUUUUGAGUUUUUGAUGAAACACUUACUGUUUUUCAGAGUGCAUAUGCUAAUGUACAUUUCUAGGAGCAGCCAUGCAGUCUCACCAGCUUGUUUUAGUUUGGGUCUUUGAUAACUAAUCACACUAGGUGAACUUAAUUGUAUUGAGAAUAUCAUGAUCCAUUGUUUGAGAACUGAUUUCAUGAUUUAUUGUUUGAGAAUAUUUUGUGAUUGUUUGAGAACUGAUUUCAUGAUUUAUUGUUUGAGAAUAUUUCAUGAUUUAUUGUUUGAGAACUGAUGGAUUCCCUGUGUAUUGAUUCAGUUGCUUGUUGUUUGCAAUGUGUGUGUGUGUGUGUAUUUUCUGUACAUUAAUGUAUAAAAUGUACUCAUUAAGAUGAAUGAGUGUCCAAGGAUAGUUCCCCCAUCCUGUAGCUUUCUCUGACAGUUGAUUCUUUUUUCUGUGUAAAAACUCUUUUAUCUUCAUGCAAUGAUUAAAUUUGGUUUUUUUGUUUGUUUGUCUUUAACAUUCUUGCUAUGGAGGCCUGGCUGGCCUGGGAUUUGCUGCAUGUACCAGGUUAGCAUCUAAUUUACAGCAGUCAUCCUGCCUUUGGUUUUUGGGUGUCAACAUUGUAAUCCUGAGGCUCUCAUGGCUAUUCCCUAUUUGCCAUUCUUCCUGUAAAUUCUUACAUUCAGAAUACCAUUGUCUGUGCUCCCAGCUUUAUGUAUUCUUUAGAUUUUCCUCUAUGAGUUACACAUUUUUUAGGCCUUAUGUUAAGGUCUUCGGUUCAGUUUGAGUUGUCUUUUGUACAGAAUGCUAGAAGCACUUAGGGAUAUUCUUGUGCAUACAGUGUUGUUUUCCUUGUUGAAGAGGCCAUUUAUUAUACUAUACAUGGUUUGGAUGCCUUUGCUGAAAUCAGAAGAUUGCAGCUAUGUGGUUGUUUGGGCACUGUACUCUUCCAUUGUUCUAUGUGUCUGCUUUUACAUUAUACUGUUUCACUAUGGUUUUAUAGCAUAAUUUGAGUAUUACGAUAACUCUAGCUAGCAUUGCUUUUUGCUCAGUGUUACUUUGACUAUUUGGGGUGUUUUGGUUUUCUUACAAUUACAGGAUUGUGUUUUCUAUUUCUGUAAAUAAUGACAUUGGAGUUUUGAUAGAGGGUUGUGUGAAGUCUGCAGAACACAUUACACUUUCUCAUAUUAUAAUGGUGCUGAUUUGUGAGUAUAGGGAUGUUUCCCAUUUUUCAAAGAAGUCAAUUCUUAAGUGUUUUUAAAUUGUCAUUGUGUACCCCUUUCACUGGCUUGACUAAGUUUAUUUAUUCAUAGAUAAAUUUGACUUUUUGUCUUAUAACUUAUUUCCUAGGCUUUUGGAACAUUUUUUUCCUUGAUUAUUUUAUUACUGUUUUCAUUGUCAUAUAAACAGCUACUGAUUUUUCUAUAGUGACUUUAUUGUACUACUUUGCUGAAGUAGUGAUCAGAUGUAGUCUUUUGGUGUGGCUGCUUGGGUCUUUUAAAAAUAUAAUCACAGGAACUAGAGAGAUGACUCAGCAGUUAGGAGCACCGGCUCCUCUUCUAGAGGCCUGAAGCCUGUUUCCCCAGCACCUACAUGGCAGCUCACAUCUGUAACUCCAGUUCCGUGGGAUCCAGCUCCCUUUUCUGGUCUCUGGGCACCAGACAUGCACAUGAUACACAGACAUACAUGUAGGCAAAAUAGUUUUUUUAAAAGAUGAUCAUAUUGUCUACAAAUAGAGAUUUGAUUUUUUUUCUUUUUUUGGUUUUUUGAGACAGGGUUUCACUGUAGUUAGUUAGAGCCCGUCCUGGAACUAGCUCUUGUAGACCAGGCUGGCCUCGAACUCACAGAGAUCCACCUGCCUCUGCCUCCCGAGUGCUGGGAUUAAAGGCGUGUGCCACCACCGCCCAGUGAGAUUUGACUUCUUAUUUCACUUCCUUUUUCUUUCCUUAUGUUCAUGACUGAACUGAGGAGAUCGUGUGUGGUGGGCAAGUGCUGGACCACUGAACUGCAGCCCUGUACUGAAUCCCUUUCCUUUCUUUUCCCUUAUUUUUCCAACUGAGAACUCAAGAGAUGUAUAUUACAGUAUAGGGAAGGUGGACACCUUUGUGCUAGUCCUGAUUGACUUUAGUUUUCCUGUUUGGUAUAAUCUUGGCUCUGGUUUUGUCGUGUAUAACUUGUUACAGUGAGCUGUGUUCCUUUUCAUAGUCUUUUCAGGACUGUAUCAUCAAGGGACAUUGAACUUUGGGCAGACUUCACUUCUCCGUGUAGUGCAGUGAUGGGGGACUUCAGUCCUUGAACAUCUAUAUUCUAUCUGUGGAAACUCAUAUGCAAAGAAUGAAAUCAACCUGAUCAUAGUUUGUGGUAUUUUUAAUAUGUUGAAUUUGUUUGAAAGUAUAAUUUUGAGGGUUUUGUUUGUUUUUGAUCUGUUUUCAUCAAGGGUGUUUUUUUUUUUUUUUGUAUUUUUCUUUGUUGUUGAGCCCUUCGUGAUUUUGCUAUCAGGGUAAUACUGCCUUCCAAGAAUAAAUUUAUUCCAAGAAUAAAUAUAAAGUUUAGUCCCUUUAUAUUUAGUGAAAUAGUUUAAGAAGCUUGGUUGAAUUCAGUAGUGAAUUCAUUAAGUCCUAUAUUUUUCCUUUUGGGGACAAAAUUCAUUACUAGCUUAGUUAUGUUGCUCUUUUACAUUGGUCUCAUUCUCUUCAUUUUUUCUUCAUCUGUUCAUUUUAUUUUGUUACUGACUUGAGAAUUUUAUGCGUGCAUUUUGAUCAAGCCCACCUAUUCCCAUUCCUUGCCUUCGAAUUCUUCUAUCCCCGUCACCACUUUUCCCGCUCCAUUUCCAUUUGCUUUCUUCCAUGUUUAACCUGUAGAGUUUCCUUAAUGCUGCAGUGUGUGCAUGGGUGCAGGCCCAUCCACUGUCGCAGGAAUAGCCUCUCCCUGAAGAAAACUGACACUUCCUCUCCCAGCAGUCACCAGCUGUCAAUGGAUACUCAGGGGCGGGGCUUUCUAAACACCUCCCCCUUCCAUGCCUGGAUUUUUGUCUGGCUAGAGCUUGCAUGCAAUCACAGCUGUUGUCAGUUAGGAAGUAUGUGCAACUGUCCUGUUAGGUGAGAACACAUCAUGUGACUAUAAUAAUCCACUGGCUCUGGCUCUUCCAGUCUUUCUGCUUCCUCUUUCAAUAAUGGCCCCAGGUCCCCUGAGAGAAGGGAUUUGAUACAGAUACAUGUCACAUUUAGGGGUGAGCCCUCCAUAAUCUCUUUUUCUCUGUAUGAUGACCAGCUGUGAGUCUGUCAAUUGCCAUCUACUGAAAAACAAAGGACAAAAACCAAACAAACAAAAUACCCAGGCUCAUGAUAAAGGUUGAGAGAGAGAAAUUUUUCUAUGGGUGUUAAGAUACCCAGAAGAGAUGGAUUUAGCACCAUGUCCUUUUAACAGAAUGAUAGUAGAAAGUUCUCCAUAUUAAUGGUGCCAGGCAUGAGUUCCAUCUUGUGGAGUGAGUCAAAAAGUGAUUGGUUAUUCCAACAACAUUCAUGCCAUAGCCAUGGUCAUAUCUUGUCAGACUGGUUAUCAUUGUAGACCAGAAGGGUCUCAGCUGGGUAGGCUUCCUGCAGAGUCUUCUCCUCUGGUAGUAGGCACAGCCAUUUCAGCACCAUGAAGGCUAGCAAUAGGAUGAAGCCUCUAGGUCAGAAUAAACUUGAUUUCUUCAUGUUCUGUGACUCAGUAAGUGGUGUCUUCAGUAAUAUUGUCUUAUCAUCAAGUUCUGUGUGGUAACCAAGGACAAUAGCAAUAGCCUAUAAUAUUGGGGAAGUUGUCUAUGGGACUCCACCUCGACUUAAUUUUGAUAUUUCAUAACUGUCUUGAAAUUAUCCUUGAUUUUUCAGUUUGUGAUAGCAGCUUUCAAAGUAUCCUCAAAUCAUCCUCUGCAUUUUAUUUCCUGUGUAUUAUAAUGUCUCCCUUUCAACCCUAACUUUAUUCAUAUGAAUAAAUGAAUAAAACAUAAGAUAAUAAACAGCAAAGUACUUAAUUAAAAUUUUGUAAAUAUUAUGACUGCCUGAAAAUUGCGUAGGGAGCAGCUAUAGGGUUGGUUUUUUUUUUUAUUUUUUUCUUUUUUUUGGCGUGGUCACCCUUCCUUGGUGUACUUUUUGGUGGUCACCCUUCCUUGGUGUACUUUUUGGUGAUGCAACUGACUUUGAGUCAUUCAUAUGCCUGUAAGUAACCCCUCAUUCAUACUCCUGUAAGUAAAUCUCAAUAAAGUUAUUGUUCUCCA